Molecule: messenger RNA, 593 nt
Organism: Gopherus flavomarginatus (Mexican gopher tortoise)
Lineage: Eukaryota; Metazoa; Chordata; Testudines; Testudinidae
Gene: HESX1
Product: HESX homeobox 1
Exons: 4
Coding region: 1-588 (195 amino acids)
Biological process (GO): forebrain development; regulation of transcription by RNA polymerase II; pituitary gland development
Cellular component (GO): nucleus
Molecular function (GO): RNA polymerase II cis-regulatory region sequence-specific DNA binding; DNA-binding transcription repressor activity, RNA polymerase II-specific
Source: RefSeq, a predicted model, not a curated record
AUGGCAAGUACAUCAUUAUGUGCUUCUGAUACAGCAGUGUCUCAAAAUCUUCAGAAAGUAUCCAGUUUUGUGGAAACUAAAACCACACAUUGCUCGUUUUCCAUUGAAAGCAUUUUGGGAUUAGAACAGAAAAAAGAUGGCAUUCCAGCUGCGAAACCUCACAGACCAUGGAUGGAUACAUGCAACAAUUUAGGAGAAGACACUAGUCAGUGUCUGCAGACCCCUGUCAUUUCCUGUAAAGGGCCAUUAUUUAACAGUUACCCGAUGCUGGAGGAAAGAGUUUUGAAAUGUGAAAAAUAUUUUUCAGCCUCUGAAAGGCUAUCUUACAAAAGGGAACUCAGCUGGUACAGGGGUAGGAGACCAAGAACUGCUUUCACUAGAAACCAGAUUGAAGUGCUGGAAAAUAUUUUUAGAGUGAACUGCUAUCCUGGCAUUGAUGUUAGAGAAGAACUAGCUCACAAACUAGAUUUAGAUGAAGACAGGAUCCAGAUCUGGUUCCAGAAUCGCCGUGCAAAGCUGAAAAGAUCCCACAGAGAAUCUCAGUUUAUAAUGGUGAAAAACACUUUAACCUCCAACUUGCUGGAAUAGGAAGA